Messenger RNA from Chlamydomonas reinhardtii, 3438 nucleotides. RefSeq lists its product as uncharacterized. Bases 349 to 2859 code for a protein of 836 amino acids. Lineage: Eukaryota; Viridiplantae; Chlorophyta; Chlorophyceae; Chlamydomonadales; Chlamydomonadaceae. The transcript has 8 exons. Gene Ontology annotation, cellular component: nucleus. The record is from RefSeq and is a predicted model, not a curated record. Gene Ontology annotation, molecular function: histone H4 acetyltransferase activity. Gene Ontology annotation, biological process: subtelomeric heterochromatin formation.
GUCAUAUGUUGUAUACUAGAUAGGUAUAUGUAUUUGCGGCUUAACUAUUCACUGAGCCUGACAACGGCAGAGAAGCGAGCUCUGUCGCUACCCCUCCAUACGCCUUCACAGGCCGCUUUCUCAUUGUAUAUUCAUUACAAGAGCAAACUUAGUAAAAGGCGCCUUGCUGCUGGCUGUCCCGACCCUUGCUCCCCCGCGGCUGCCCGCGCGGAGGCCUAGCACUCCCGCUGUUGCUAAGGAAAUCGUUAGCAGUCCUAGAGACAAAGCGUUAAGACGACCACCCGUGUAGUCCUGGUGUAAGGUUGCUGGCAGGCUAAUUCAAACCAGUUUGAGCGGUUGCUCGGCGCCAUGGAGCAGCAGGAACCGCUGCAAAAGCGCGCGCGCAUAGCCCCAACAGAAUUGCAACCUCAGGCUGCCUCGCCGGCGUGCGCGGCGCAGGCGCAAGGAAGCGCGGUCUCCUCCGCCACCGGCACCACUGUCGCUCCUGCAGCGGCGGCCGUGGGCCUCGUCAAGCCCGCCGCGGCGCCCCCGGCAGCUUCCUCCACCUCUCCUCCCAGCGCCGGCACCACCAGCACCUCCAAGGCUGCUCCCGCAGCUAACGUGCCCGCGGCGCCCGGGGCGCCGGCGCCCAAGCCCGGAGCGGCCAAUGCCAAGCCCCCCAGCUUCAUCGCCGACGCGCGCGAGGCAGUGCAGUUCCGCGCCGUCACCUGCCGCGACGCCACAGCGCUGCAGGCAGAGAUCGCCGCCGGCGGCGCGCCCGUGCACGUGGACUUCCUGCACCAGCACUUUGGCGACUCGGAACAGAUCCGCGGCUACUCCAACCUAAAAAUCACGAUCUGGCUCCACGUUCAAACCUACCACGCCUGGAUUGACGUGUCCUUCGCCACCAAGCGGCCGGGCGCGGACAAGCUCAGUGACAUCUGGGAGGGCGCCUUCCCGGAGGGCUACUUCAGCAGCAAGGAGGAGUUUGUGGAGCAGGUGGAGCGCACCGCCGCCUCGCUGCCCGACCUUUUGACGCUGGGCGAGUGUGUGGGCACGGUGCCGGUGCGGCCCAGCAGCGCCGCCGGGCUGUACGGCCUCAGCGCCGCGCCAGCGCCCAGUGCGGGUGCGGGUGCGAGCGUAGGGGCUACGGACGGAGCGUCAGCCACGCAGGCGGGGUCGCAGCAGCCGCUGGAGGUGUCGGUGCGGCGGUUCCAGCUGCUCACGGCGCCGCCGGAGGUCAAGGCCCUGCACGCCCGUCUGGAGCCGCUGUUGCUGUUCACCAUCGACGGCGCCAACUUCAUCGACGGCGACGACCCGCAGUGGGAGCUGCUGCUGCCAGUGGUGCGCGCGCCGGACGGCGGCUGCCUGGUGCUGGGCCUGACCACGCUGUUCAACUUCUGGGCCUACCCGGCCUCCUGCCGGCUGCGCGUCAGCCAGGUACUGGUGCUCAGCCCCUGGCAGGGCCUGGGUCUGGGCAAGGCGCUGCUGAAGCUGUCGUACGACCUGGCCAUAGCCCGUGGCUGCGCCGACCUCACGGUGGAGGACCCCACGCCCAACCUGCAGCGGGUGCGUGAGAAGCUAGAGGUGGAGAUGCUGCGGCGACUGGACUGGGUGACGGCACAGGCCAACAAGUGCCUGGACGCGGCGGCGCGGGGUGAGACCACGUGGCCGGCCGGGUCGGAGCCGUCGGAGCAGCAGCAGCAGCAGCCGGCGUCAGCUGGGGCCCCAGAGGCCGCGGCGGCGCCAGGGCAGCCGGCCUCCGAGGGGCCCCAGCAGCAGCCGGAGGCUCAGCAGCAGCACGCGGGCGCGCAGCAGCCCUCGCUACUGUCGACACACGCCUUCUUCGGUGCGCUGGGUGUGGAGCCGCCAGAGCGCUCCUCGGUGCCGAGCUCGGUGCUGGCGGAGGCGACUGCCUUCGCUGAGGCGCGCUGGCGUCAGCGGCUCCAAGAUGCCGAGACCGAGGCCGCUGCUGCUGCCACGGCGAUGGCUGUUGACGCAGGCGCGGCGCCUGAUGGUGUUGGUGCCGGUGCCAUCGCCGCUGACAGCGCUGCAGGGACGAGUAGCGCCACUGCUGCCGCUAGCAACGGCGCGGCGGGUCCAAGCGGCUCGGGCGCAGCGGGCGCGCCUGUGUGCGGCGCGCUGGUGCCUAGCCCGGCCUUCAUCAACGCGAUCACAAGGGCGAUCAAGAUGCACCGGGGGCAGGUCCGCGUGGUGUGGGAGGCGCUGUUGUGGAGCCAGCCGGGGGCGCUGCAGCGGCCGCGUGUGCGGGCCGCGGUGGAGGACCUGGUCAGCCGCCGCCUGGAGUCCCAACACUUCUCCUCAGUCGGCCGCGCAGCCGCCGCCAAGCGCAUCGUGGAGUGCCCCACCGUGCGCAGGGACGGCACGGUGCAGCCGGCGGCAACCUCGGCGGCGGAGGACGGCGACGGCGGCGGCGAGCUGCUGGUCACAAACUUCUUCAUGUACCGGCCGGCAGCCGGCGAGGCGGGGGCGGCGGCAGCAGGCGGGUCAGAUGGCGGCGCGGCGGACACGGGGGCGGUGGCGACCGGCCGCCUCAAUCUGACGCAGGUAACGGCGGAGGACAAGACGGCGCGCAUGGAUGAGUUGAUGGGCGAGCGGCGGCAGCAGCUGUCCGCCCUGGCCGCCAUCCUCAACAAGGGGGCGGCGGGCCCCACGGCUGUCAAGCCCAAGCCGACCCAGGUCCGGGCAUUGCCGGCCAUGCUGGCGGGUGAGGGCGGCGUCACCACGGUGGGUUUCGGCGCGCCCGCAGCGGCGGGUGGCAGCGCGGCAGCGGCGGCGCCGCCACUGGCGGGUGAGCGGAAGCGCAAGGGCCCGGCGGACAUGGAGGCAAUGAUGAAGGCCCUGGAGGGUCGCAUGUGAUUGAACUGCACCGGUGCAGUGACUGCGCGGAUUGUGAUACUACUGGUAUGAUGAAUGGGCAGUCUGGAUGUGGGGGGAUUCUGAGUGAGUGAUGAGUGGAUAUGGGAGGCAGUGUGCAAGGGCUGGGAUGGCUGAGGUGGCGACAGGGAUGCGGAACAUACGACCACGCAUGAAGAGAUUUACUCGGCGCACAUAAACCCAUUCAUAACGUGCAAUGCAAUGCGCUGGCCCUCCGUCGCCCUGCUCCUGUAAGACACAGCGUGUGACGCACAUGUACGGCCUAUGUGGAUGAAUGUGUACGAGAGGCCAACAGCAAAUGGUUUGAAAGAAUGGUUUGAAGGCGGACAAGUGGUUUGUAGCCGGGUGGGCUGCGGGCACUGCGUGCGGGUUUUGACCUGCCGCAGCGUGCGAUCUGGCUGCCUUCCUGCCGCACAAACAGCGGCUUCGCUAUACCAGUGGCGUAUUGUCGCCUACAACUAAGGAAGUAUGUCAUCGCGCUCUCGUUUUACACCUGCCGACUUCUGCUGCUUCCAGAAACCAUGUGCCAUACCUGUCACGAUCAUCGUUGCUAAAAUAAAU